This is a messenger RNA of Leishmania braziliensis MHOM/BR/75/M2904, 1674 nucleotides long. RefSeq lists its product as hypothetical. Lineage: Eukaryota; Euglenozoa; Kinetoplastea; Trypanosomatida; Trypanosomatidae. Bases 1 to 1674 code for a protein of 557 amino acids. The transcript has a single exon. The record is from RefSeq and is a predicted model, not a curated record.
AUGUCGCAUCAGGUCGCUCACACAUCAGCCACAGAGCGUCAGCACCUUCGGCAGAACUACUACACCACCUCGGAGCAAGAGGCUGGACUGGCGCACUUAUGGCACAUGCAGCGGCUGGCUUCGAUUCGUCUGAGCCCCUCUCACACAAUCCAAGAUGUGCCCGAUGUGGACUUUCAGCAGCCAGGUCGCCCCUCCAUGGAUUACUACAGACAGCUCUACGCCGAUCGCUACGCCCAGCAAGUGCGGCACGACGAGGCUCAAAUCUACGCUCAGAAUGUGAAGGUACUGCAUCACCUUCUCCUCGCCAGCGACGACACAGCACGCAAGGGACGCCACAUGAACCUCGUCCCGACCUCUUCUGAGGUCUGCCGCUUCGACAACAUUGAGGACCAGACGCUGAGCCGCAUGCGCCAGCGUCAGACGCGGCAGCGGCAAAUUGCGCAGGAAAAUGAGAAAUUUCUCGGUCAUCUCCUUUCGGUGUCACCCAGGGUGCGCACCGCCAAGGACCUCGGGGCAUGGCACACCACAGUUCACAAGAAGCGAGUGCAGCAGCUCUCUCGAUUCAAGCCGGCUGAGCCAUUUGCCGGGGCACGUUUGCUGGAGGCAGCCUCCUCCAGAAGACGGAGCUCCCACGGAGGUGUUAGCGGCGCUGCCGCAACCGCUGCAGCGCCGUAUUCAAUUUCGUCGGAGCUUGCUGCGGCCCCUCCGCUGCUGCGUGGUCACCCUUAUCCGCCACUCUCUAUCGCUGAAGCGUCGCGCACUGCCCCAGCCUCGCUUCUGCCGGUCGUGCGCACGACAUCCUACGGGGGUGUGCCACUCGUGCUCGAGGACUCCAUUGGAAGCCUUGGCGGUGUGGGUAACAGCGAGGCAGCAACAGCGGGGUACGCCGCUGCCCUGCACCAUCCUCCGAAGCGGCCGCCAGGUACCUCUCGCCCUGACUGGCAGCCCAUCUCUGCCACGGACAUUUCCUUGCUGCAUUACGCGGCCGACCUGCAGCUGCGUCGCGACGGCGGUGGUGGCACCUCAACCUGCGUGAAGGGAAGCAGUCGCUCGUUUUCUGCCUCUUCGCAGCGACGAGGGAUGCAGGAUUCCAUGCACGAUGCUCGCAGAGGGCCGAACGCCUCGGGCCAGCGACGCCAUAAGACCGCAUUCAACACUGUGCGCCUUGUUGAGCCAACCGAAGAGGGGGGCGUAACUCAGAUAUGGCGUCAUGCACUACGGAGGCGUCACGAACGGCUCGCAGCGGAACACACCGAUCACGGCUCACACACGACGCUGACAGGGAAGCCCUUCACGCACAGAUUGCCGCCGCAAUUUGAGGUUUCUGUGGGCGGUGCCUGGGAAGCCAAUAAUGGCUGCUUCGUGCAGUGUUGUCCUUCCGCAGACAGACCAGCAAGAGCGCCGCCUCUACUCGCGCCACAGGUGGAGCCAGCAGCCGAAUCUGGAAGUCGCCUUGCUCCCACCGUCCCACCCGCGCCCGUCAGCGGCUAUCCACGCCGGCCUUUGAGCUCAUCAGGGAGCGCCUUGCGAGCCCCGGUGCAAAGCAAAUGGCGUGCGUCAAAGCCCAAAGGGUGGGCCACCAGUUUGGGUCCGUCCGACAGCGCAACAGCUGCGAAGACAGCGGAAUCACAGAUGUGUUGUGCGUCGAGCUGCGGAGCGUACGCGCCUAUUUGA